Molecule: messenger RNA, 3357 nt
Organism: Micropterus salmoides (largemouth bass)
Lineage: Eukaryota; Metazoa; Chordata; Actinopteri; Centrarchiformes; Centrarchidae
Gene: car15
Product: carbonic anhydrase 15
Exons: 8
Coding region: 956-1909 (317 amino acids)
Cellular component (GO): plasma membrane
Molecular function (GO): zinc ion binding; carbonate dehydratase activity
Source: RefSeq, a predicted model, not a curated record
AGAGGAUUAAGGUGGGAUGCAGGGAAAUCCCCCAACAGUGAGAUGGAGGUAGUCGGAUAAAUCCAAUCCACCGCAACCAAAAGAUUCAAAUAAUUUAAAGAAAGUGGAUAUAGUGCACCUCACAGUGACUCAUAUGGCAGUGGGCAGAGCAGAGACAGCGAUACCCUUCUGGAAAGUAUUGUCGCUGAAGAAAAGCGGCUUUGUUCGCACGGGCCGAGUAGUGACAGAAUCACAUGAUCUAUUCCUGGAUGGGAGAGACGUAACACUUAACGCUGAGCUGCUCAGUUGAGAUGAUGAUUGAAUUUAUGAGACUGUGAAACUUAUUACACUUGUGUCUAAAAAUAAAGGAGCUAGAGUUUUUUAGAUCACAAUUUCAGAAAAUUACUUAAUUAAUUAUUAUUAUUAUUAAUUAUUUUAUGAAAAGACAAUUCAUAAUACCCCCUUUUUACUCGAAGGACUAUAUAUUUAGAUUAUUUUCUGAUUAAAAAAAUAAACUCCACAGAUGCAUUAUUUUUAUGUUUGAAAGAAAUGGUGUCCUUCAGUGCUUUAAUAUUACUGUGGUGGACAAUAAUGGAGUUAAAAGGAAACCUUUUUAAAUGUCUUGUUUUACUACUGAGGGAGUUAAAUGGUCAUUUUUUUUUAAUGCCUCUUACAUGAAGCCAUAUAUAUUCUGUUCCCUUCUAAUUCAGCAUGCUACACUUUCCCAUGAGAUGAAUGGGUCUUGUUACUGGUCACUGUGCAUCUAUGCUGACGGGGGGGGGCUGCCCUGCAUCAAUGAGCCUGUUGAUCAGAAAAGACCACUAGACUGGUAAUGACACGGUUCACUGAUUAGACCAGGAGAAAAUAAAACUCAGCUUUUUCCUCCGCGCCUAUUUAAGUAGGACGUUCGCGCUGAUCUCCCUCUACCUCAGAUACUGACACCUGUCUGGAUCCAUCGGACUGCUACGAUCCUACGAUGAUUUGGACUGCUGCUCUCCUGGUGAUUGUUGUUUCGAACAACGUUAAUUCUGAGGACUACUGUUAUAAUGAGCAACACUGUGAUCCUUAUGCAUGGGGAGACAUGUUCCCGGCUUGUCACCCCUUACUUGAAGAGCAUCACUCCCCUAUAAAUCUGGACCACCAGAUGACCAGAAACGAGUCUCUGGGAUCUUUACAUCUGGAGGGCUUCGACGCGAUCCAAACAGGACACUGGACUCUUAAAAACGACGGACACUCUGUCAUGCUCCAGGUUGGCAGUGGCAUGUCGGUGAGCGGUGGAGGUCUCCCAGAUGUGUACCACACCAUCCAGCUGCACUUCCACUGGGGAGGCCUGGCCACCAACGGCUCGGAGCACACGGUAGAUAGACGCAGAUACCCGAUGGAGAUGCACAUAGUCAACAUGAAGUCCAUCCAUCCAAAUUUGACAGCAGCCUUGGAUGAUCCAACAGGACUUGCUGUCCUUGGAUUCUUCAUUGACGUUGUUUACGCAGACAAUGUGCACUUUGGACUCGUAUCACAAAAGCUGUCCUCUGUUGCUUACAAAGGCCAAACUACUAAAGUCAAGCCAUUUCCGCUGAUGAGCCUUCUACCGAAGCACAACAUGAGUCAGUAUUACCGUUAUUAUGGCAGCCUCACCACCCCUCCAUGUUCUCAAGUGGUUGUAUGGACUUUGUAUGAAGUCCCCAUCUACAUAUCGUGGUCCCAACUGGCUCAGUUUACCUCACAGAUCUUCUCCACAGAGGAGGAUGCAGAGCAGGUGACACCUCUGCAGAACAACUUCAGACACAUCCACCCCACCUUCAGUCGCCUCGUCUCUGCGUCCAAAGAUGCCAAACUCCUCACAGGGAAGGCCAGUCGUCCCCUCAGGUCAGCGGUGUCAGUGCAUCUGCUUCAAAUCAUUUUGCUGGGAAGCUUCAUCUGUGGACUUUAGCACUGUGUUAUGUCCAAAUCAAGAAACGCCAAACAAAGAUGAAGUUGUGUUUUUGCCACUCAGUCUACCCCAAAAUGACUUUUAAAUGCAGAGUUUUACAUAUUUAAAAAAAAAAAACUGUGAAGAAGAGUACUGUAAAAUGUUGAAUUGUUACUAAAUAUUUCAUGACUGUGCCCUGUUGUCUCUGCGGGAUUUAACUCCAUUAGUGCAUUUUAAAAAUGUGAUAAAACAGACUUGUUACUAACAGUUAAAAAAUAUGUGAAUGUGAGCAAUGAUAGCAUUGAAAUGUGUUUUGCAGUGACAGCCAUGUGUGCAUUUAUGUCUCCAGGCCUCUUGCACUCAUAACUUGUUCUCAAAAAGGUACAAUCCUAACAUAAAUGGUCUUUUCAUUUUUUUGGGUCAGAGGUUGUUUGUAACUACACAAAUACUAAAAGUAAAAAGUGAUGAUGAGACAAAAGAUACAUUUACCCUGAACGCUAACUAGAUGCUAGUCAGCAUGCUAACAAUGAUAAUGCUAGCAUGCUGAUAGAACAUCAGCAUGCUAGCAUUAUCAGGUGUAAUGUUUACCAUGUUCACCACCUUAGUUUAGAGUGUUAGCAUGCUAACAUUUGCUAAUUUAUACAAAGUACAGCUAGGCCGGUGAGAAUGUUAUUAGUUUUGCAGGUAUUUGGUCAUAAAACAAAGUAAAAAAUGUUGACCUUAUGAUGGCUAGUUGAGAAGUGCUGAAAAAGGAAAAUAAAAAGUAUUAAUCAUGAAGAUCUGUUUUAGUGGAACUGGCUGUUCAUAUCAAGUAUUUUCAUAAUACAGAUCUUGGAGUUUUACCAACAGUGUGUGGUGGCACCUUGUAUUGUCUUGUAAACAGGAAUUUCAAUUGAAGAGGAAUUAUAUAGUAAGUUAUCUUUACAACAUCAUCUUCAGACAAGCCCACACAAGGCAUGAGCUGCAUGGAUGUACUGCAUCAAGUUAUUCCCAUAAAAAACUUUCCCCCUGACUUCUGUCAUAUCAAGAAAACCACAGGUGUAGUUAAUAAUAUUAACAGUGACAUGGCUCACUGAUGCACUUAAAUGGAACAGAGCCAUCGUUAAUGUGUAAGUAACACCAGUGCUUUUUCUACUAUGACAAGUCAAAAUGCCUGCUGUGAAAAAGGCCUAUAGCAGAACUCAAUAACAAAGGGCCUAACGUAAAGUGGAGGUAAUAGUCUGCUAAUGAGCAGCCUCUCCUGCGCCAACAUGCAAAAUAUUCUGUGUGCAUCAUUUGCAUAUUACCAUCAUUAAUAUAAACCAGCAGCGUGUUGAGAAGCACUUCAGUAUGCAGAAUAGGCUAACCUGCAAAAACACACAUGCAAGAAAAGAGUAUCACAUGGGAUUGACACUUGAAUGUCAGUUUACAAUUUUAGGAUUCUCAUAAUUUUUCCUAUAUUCAAACAAUAAACAUGUCCUAUUCUGUCA